AUGGUAGAUAUGCGGAAUGAUGGGGGCCAGGCCAACCCGUUGCCUACUGACGAUAAUGACGAUUCGAGAUCGCAAAGAUUUACUGCCGUUAACAAUGGAGGCGGGAAUGGGAAUGGAAGUCUGACUGUUGUGAGUCACCGACCUCAACUGCCACCGAUAGUUCCACAGCCCCAGCCCGUUCGAGAUGGUGUGAGCAAUAGUUCGGCUUCAACGGUCAACUCGGCCGAAGAGCAGUGGCGGCAAGGCGUUCGUUCUGGAUCCGUGGAGAUGUCGGGAACCUCGCAAAAGCGAAAGAGAUCACCGGAAAUCUCGAGUCAACAGAAGCGGGCGAUUACCCCUACUACACAAGUUACACAUCAUCAUUUAGCUGCACACGAAGCAGCAAUGGCAGAAGAAAACUCGGGUAAUGCGCACCAUACCAACCACCACCGAAACCAAUCCAGUCUGGGCCCCGACGAUCACACUGGUAAUUACAGCGUGGAUGAGGAAAUGAAGGGUAAUGAUGAUGGUCGUACAAGAGCUGGCACUCAAGAUGGAUCUCCACCACCUGGGACUGCACAUGGAGAUCCCAAGAAACGGAAGAGAGUGUUUAGCAAUCGAACAAAAACUGGUUGUAUCACCUGUAGACGAAGGAAGAAGAAAUGCGAUGAAGGAAAACCAGAAUGCAGCAAUUGCAAGCGUGGUGGCUUUGUGUGUGAAGGUUAUUCUGGAAAGAUUAACUGGCAGAAGCCCCCGGGAAAGAGUGGAAACCCGGGGACAACGCCUAUCAGCAUUCAAUCAAAGACCGAACAGCCCGAAUCAACAUCAGCUUCACCAACUCCCAUUCAUAUCUCAAGUGUGGUUCCAAAACAGCUUCAACACCGGCCAGAAGAAGUUCGAAGAACUUACCCCUCAGUUGCCACAAUUGUGAUUGAUGAAGCUAAGCCCGACGACUCAAUCUCGUCUAUAAGACAGCAGCAUGUUGGUUCUUAUUCAAACGAGCAGCAGACAGCAGCAGCUAGUCAUCAGUCAUAUGCGCCUGCAUCACAGCAACAGCAGCAGCAGCAACAACAACAACAGCAGCAGCAACAACAGCAGCAACAACAGCAGCAACAACAGCAGCAACAACAACAACAGCAGCAGCAACAACCUUCAUCUAUGACACCUACCCAAGUUACGAAUCACAACACUUCUAUACCGAUGGCAGCGAUAUCUGCUGCUAGCGGUUCUACACUUCCACGUCAACGUUCUGAAAAAGAAAAGAUGCUGAGUUCAGAACUAUAUCAAGCUAAUGCACCUGAGCUUAUCGAGGAACGUGAAAGAUGCAAAGGUGCUUGUAUUAGAUUCAAUAAUGCAAGUGAUCCGAAUGUUGGUGUUUCAAAGGUCGAGACGGGAAGACUAUUACUUGAAGUACUCCGACCAGGAGAGAAAUGGGCAGUGAUGAUGCAAAACACCCAGGGGGCGCCUCCAAAAUAUGUCAACGAAAAAGGUGCCCCGUGCGAUAUAGUCGAUGUGAAGAUUGACGCACCAUUUACCUGUAGCUAUGGGUACAAUAUCCGACUAGGGAAAGAUGUACACAUUGAAUUUGGUUGUACAAUUUUGGAUAGCUGUCUCGUCACAAUAAAGGCGCGGACUAUAAUAUCACCUAAUGUCAGUAUCUUUUCAGCCACGCAUCCUAUAGACCCCAGAAAGCGCAAUGGAGCCCAGGGGCCGGAGGUGGCAAAUCCAGUUAUGAUUGAAGAAGAUUGUUGGAUAGGGGGAAAUACUAUUGUAUUAAGCGGGAUCACUAUUGGAAAAGGAUCUGUUGUUGGCGCUGGUAGCGUUGUAACCAAGGAUGUUCCACCAUUCACAAUAGUCGCAGGGAACCCUGCCAGAGUUGUCCGUGGAAUCUACCAGAACGGUAUAGACAUGUGA
Molecule: messenger RNA, 1893 nt
Organism: Morchella sextelata
Lineage: Eukaryota; Fungi; Ascomycota; Pezizomycetes; Pezizales; Morchellaceae
Exons: 5
Coding region: 1-1893 (630 amino acids)
Biological process (GO): regulation of DNA-templated transcription
Molecular function (GO): DNA-binding transcription factor activity, RNA polymerase II-specific; acetyltransferase activity; zinc ion binding
Source: RefSeq, a predicted model, not a curated record